Messenger RNA from Maniola jurtina (meadow brown), 1483 nucleotides. RefSeq names its product putative carbonic anhydrase 3. The record is from RefSeq and is a predicted model, not a curated record. The transcript has 7 exons. Gene Ontology annotation, molecular function: zinc ion binding; carbonate dehydratase activity. The coding region runs from base 165 to 1142 and encodes 325 amino acids. NCBI's taxonomy places the organism in Eukaryota, Metazoa, Arthropoda, Insecta, Lepidoptera, Nymphalidae. Gene Ontology annotation, cellular component: cytoplasm.
UAAAAUGGUAACGCCACUCGCCAGUCCAUUGUCUCGGCACAGAGCCGCGCUGACGUUUUGGCGGGCAAUGUGAAUCAUGCACAAUUUGAUUACAAUUUAAUAAAAGUCGUGCGUGCCUCGUGAAUUUUUGGCGCCAAAAAAUAUUAAUUGUAAAAAGUGCCGUAAUGUGGUUAUUAAUACAAACAGUGAUUACUCUUGCGCUUUGUCAAGCGCCUGAGCUCGCUUGUGGUGAAGAUUUUGGAUAUGAUGGAGAGAUAGGUCCACCAUAUUGGGGUGAUCGGUACAGGGAGUGCAGAGGCAAGCAUCAGAGUCCAAUCAACAUAAACAUCUUGCGAGUGAAGCAAGUGGCGCUGCCCGACAUAGAUUUUAUAGGCUUCGACGACCCUAUCGACGAUGUACACGUCACCAACAAUGGACAUACAGUUCUGAUCGAGGUAGAAAACGAGCCCCAUCCGCGAGUGAGUGGAGGCCCUCUGGACGGUAGCUACGUGUUCAGUCAGAUGCACUUCCAUUGGGGAGACAAUGACACUUUUGGUUCAGAGGAUAAAAUUAACCACAGAAGUUUCGCAAUGGAAUUACAUAUGGUAUUUUACAAAGAAGACUACAAGUCGAUCCAACAAGCUGUGAAACAUUCUGAUGGGUUAACAGUACUGGCCUUUUUUUAUGAGUUGGAUCGUCACAAGCACCCCGCGUACGACGACAUCACGUCCGCGCUCGCCAACGUCACCGAGCCGCACUCCAGCGUGGUGAUGAGCAACCCGUUCUCCUUCCUCAACAUCCUGCCCCUGGACCUGCGCCGCUACUUCACCUACAGGGGCUCCUUGACCACGCCGCCGUGCUCGGAAGUCGUCAUAUGGCUAGAUUUCGAACAGCCUAUACGACUGGCACAUGAUCAGAUCGAGGCAUUUAGAGAGCUGCGAUCGGCGAAUGGAAAGAUUACCCACAACUUCAGACCGAUACAACCGAUCGGCGAUCGCGUAGUGUUCUACAACAUAGACAACAACUACUUCGCCUACAACGAAGUCGAUGAUCCUGACGAAACUGGCUCGGGAAAUACAAGAAAACAGGGAAACAACAGUAGCUUUAAGUUUAGGUUAAAUAUUAUUUUUUACAUAAGUAUAUUAGCAUUAUUGGCAAUAUAGUUACACAAAGGAUAAAGGUGUACGCAGACUUAUCCGAGCCGAACGCGUCGAACGAAACGAAUUUUAGAAUUCAAUUUAUGAAACCGAUCUGUCUGAUUCGGACACGGAGAAGUGAACGAGGUUUCAUGAGAUAUCAUAUAUCUAUACUUAGAGAAUUCUAAAAUUCGUUUCGUUCGACGCGUUCGGCUCGGAUAGGUGUGCGUUCACCUUAAUAGGUCAGGGCAAGUCAGGGCUACCAAUGAACAUAAAAUAUCGUAGGCCGACAAGUUCGUUUUAUGAUGCGAUUGAUACUUAAAGUUCCUAACGAUGAAUAUUUAAAUAAAGCGACAUUCUAAAAUAGA